ACGUACAUUACUCAAAAACCACGAGAGUGAUCAUUUAGAGCGAGAGAGAAACAAUUUUUAGAGAGAGAGAAACAAUCAAACAAAAAAAUAAAAAUAAGAUUUUUUUUAUAAUUAUUAUUAUCUUCCUCAGAUCUCAUCGCGGCCGUUUAUUAGGGUUUCUUGUUCACAUAACCAUCAUCAAUAUCCAGUUAUCCAUCUAUAAUUUCCUCCCCAAAAAACUUACCAGAUCUAAAUAUAUACAUACACAAAAUACUUAUAUAUGUACUUAUAAAUUUGCUGUACGAACAGAUCCGUCAUCAUCCGUCCUUCCAGAUCUAACCCUAAUUUUGGCCUAAUUUUUUGGUUGCUAUCAAAUUCAUAUACACAAAGAUCAAGAUCUGUUACUAUAUUUUUUUGUUUAUAAAUUGUGACGUCAUAAUCGAACCACGAAAAAAAACUUGAUUGAUUGAUGAGAUAGAUACAUAGAUCUGAACAAUAAUUUCAAGAAGACCAAGAGGGAAGAAAAAAAAAAUGUAUAAAUCAGUGGUGGCAGUAUAUGAUGGUGAAAGAUUACUUGGUGAUGUCGAAGUAUGUUAUAAUCCUCAAUAUCAGAAUUCAACAACAAAUAUUAGAGAGAAUUUGAAGGAUAAAAUCAGGAUAUCAUAUUAUUCAACACCAAGUGAAAGAUGUCCACCACUUGCUGUUCUUCACACAAUCACCACUUCUUCUACAACAAGUGGUACUGGAAUUUGCUUCAAAAUGGAGUGCUGCAAUUCAUCUUCAAACAAGUCACAUCUCAGUCUUUUGCAUUCCACUUGUCUCAGGGAGAAUAAGACUGCUGUUGUCACACUUGGUGGAGAGGAGCUACAUUUGGUAGCCAUGCGCUCUAGGAGAAAUGAUUUGUCUCCCUGCUUUUGGGGGUUUAGUGUUGCGCCAGGACUUUACGAGUCAUGCCUUGUCAUGCUGAACCUGAGAUGCCUUGGCAUCGUAUUUGACCUUGAUGAAACGCUCAUAGUGGCCAAUACUUUGCGGUCAUUUGAAGACAGAAUCGAAGCCAUACAAAGAAAAGUUGUCGGUGAAAUUGAUCCACAACGUGUUGCUGGUAUGCUUUCUGAAAUAAAACGCUAUCAAGAUGAUAGAAAUAUCUUGAAACAGUAUGCAGAGAGUGAUCAAGUUGUUGACAAUGGCAAGAUAAUCAAAGCACAGUCUGAGGCUGUCCAAGCGUUGUCAGACAAUCAUCAACCUCUUGUCCGUCCACUCAUAAGAUUACAGGAGAAAAACAUCAUCCUAACGCGCAUCAACCCACUUAUUCGUGAUACCAGUGUCCUUGUGAGAUUGAGACCUGCUUGGGAGGAUCUUAGAAGCUACUUGAUGGCAAGAGGAAGGAAGCGUUUUGAGGUCUAUGUCUGUACGAUGGCUGAAAGAGACUAUGCUUUGGAAAUGUGGAGGCUUCUGGAUCCUGAUUCAAAUCUAAUAACCGCAAAAGAACUUUUGAACCGCAUUGUGUGUGUGAAAUCUGGGUUGAAGAAAUCACUCUUCAAUGUUUUCCAAGAUGGAAACUGUCAUCCCAAGAUGGCAUUAGUUAUUGAUGAUCGUCUGAAAGUCUGGGAGGAGAGAGAUCAACCACGUGUUCAUGUUGUUCCCGCUUUUGCUCCAUAUUAUGCUCCUCAAGCUGAAGCAAACAGUGCUGUUCCUAUUCUUUGUGUUGCUAGAAAUGUUGCUUGCAAUGUCAGAGGAGGUUUUUUCAGAGACUUUGAUGAUGGUCUUCUGCAGCGAAUUAAUGAAGUUGCAUAUGAAGAUGAAAUCAAAGAUAUUCUGCCUCCAGAUGUGAGCACUUAUUUGAGUUCUGAGGAUGAUGCUUCUGCUAUCAAUGGGAACAAAGAUCCACUUGGUGGUUUUGAUGGAAUGGCUGAUGCUGAAGUAGAAAGAAGAUUGAAGGAAGCUAUAGCAUCUUCAUCCGUCCCCCCAGUUAUGGCUAAACCAGAUUCAGUAAUCAAAACGAGUUUCCAGUACAAUACUGCAGCCACAUCAAUGCCCGUCUUGCAGGCAAAAGUUCCGGGGCCAAUUGUCCAAUACCCCAAUAAGCAACUGCCAUCUGCACUAGAGCCAUUGAACCAGGUGAAACUUGAGGCGUUGAGUCAAGUGAAGCUUGACGCAUUGAGUCAGGUGCAACUUGACGCAUUGAGUCAGGUGCAACUUGACGCAUUGAGUCAAGUGAAGCUUGACGCAUUGAGUCAGGUGCAACUUGACGCAUUGAGUCAAGUGAAGCUUGAACCACUGAGUCAUGUGAAACCUGAACCGUUGGCUCAAGUGAAGCUGCCAGAAACAAGCUUACAUAGUUCUCCUGCAAGAGAAGAGGGUGAGGUGCCAGAAUCUGAACUAGAUCCGGAUACAAGGAGGAGACUUCUCAUCUUGCAACAUGGUAUGGACAUGCGAGAACAAAAAAUCAGUGAACCGCCUCAGUUUCCUGUCCGGCCUCCAAUGCCAGUUAUUGCUCCUCGAGUUGAGCCACGUGGAGGGUGGUUCCCAAUGGGAGAAGAGAUGGGUACAAGACAAAUGAACCAAAUCACACCUCCUAAAGAAUUUCCAUUGCACUCGGACCCUAUGCUUAUCGAGUCUAAACACCCUAUUCAUGCACCACCAUUCGUUAACAAGGCUGAAACUCCUAUAUUGCCUGAAAGAGCUCUUGAUAACCAGAGGCUUCCUAAGGAGGUUCUUCAAAGGGAGGAUAGGCUGUUAAGCCGUUCACCGCCUGUUUAUCCCUCUUUUCCUGGUGAAGAAAGUUCGCUGGGUCAAUCCUCAUCCAGCAACAGGGAUAUGGAUAUUGAAGGUGGUGGCAGUGAUACGUAUGUGGAAUCCCCAGCUGAAUAUCUACAUUAUAUUGCCUUCAAGUGCGGAGCGAAGGUGGAGUUCAGGCAGGCUCUGGUCUCCAGUAUGGAACUGCAGUUCUCUUUUGAGGUAUUGUUUGCUGGAGAGAAAGUCGGGGAAGGAACGGGGAAGACCCGAAGGGAAGCUCAACAUCACGCUGCCGAGGCAUCUCUUAUGAACUUGGCUGACAAGUAUUUAUCUCGACCAAAAUCUGAAGAUGAGGGAAGGUCCAUAGGUGAUGGAAGUUCUUUCGGGCACCAGCCUUUAUUGAGAGAAGAAUCAAUGGCAUUUUCUACUGCAUCGGGACCAGCAAGGUCUCUUGAUACAAAGAUGGAGUUUCCCAAGAAAGGACCUAUUGCUGCCCUUAAUGAACUAUGCAUGAUGGAGGGUUUGGGCAUGGCUUUUCAACCUCAGCCUCAACUUUCAGCAAAUAUGGGCCAGAAUAAUGAAUUAUAUGCGCAGGUUGAAAUAGAAGGGGAAGUAUGGGGUAAGGGAGUUGGAUUUACAUGGGACGAAGCUAAGAUGCAGGCUGCUGAAAUUGCUUUCAUGAAUUUAAAAGCAAGGAUGGGGCAAUAUCCUCAAAAACGUCAACCUUCUCCCAGAUCGUAUCAAGGAAUGCCACCCAAACGGUUUAGACCAGAGUACCCGAGAGUCAUGCAACGGAUGCCAUCGUCAGCAAGAUACCCCAAGAAUGCCUCUCCUGUUCCUUGACAUUUUACAAAUCUUCUUGGUAAAUUCCAACAAAGUUACUGGAUCUUUAACAUCCCUAACUAGAUAAGAUGCUCUAUCCUGAUUGGUUUGUCUCAACGAUCCUAUUGUACUUGGUUGCUGACCCAUCUGUGAAUGAAACCAUCUGGGCCAAUGACGGUUUGGUUGUUUUGUGGACUUGGAUCCAUCUAUCCAUCCAAUGGUACAAAGAUGGAGAAGCAGAUUUAUUGUCUGGCAUUCCCAUUCAGUCUAUUCACCUGGCUAUCUCGAGCUUUCUUUGCUCUCAUUUGUUUAUUGGAAUAUGAUGAUGCUGGAUUUGGGGAAGUCCACCAGUAGUUGUUACACGGAUGAGGAAAUAGAUUGAUUCUCUGGAAUUCCCAUUCGGACUAUUCAUUUGGAUGUUCACCAGUUUUCUUUGCUCCAUCUUUUGUUUAUCGGCUUAUGUUGCUGCAUUGGGGAAAACCACCAAUGGCCCUGUCAACUUUGGGAACACGGUUACUUGAUUUGGCAUGAUUGAUGAUUGGUGUGGGUUGAGACUAGAAAGCAACCAUGGUGCUAAAAGAUGAUGUUUCCCAGUUUUAAACUAUUAUAUGCCUGUAACAUUGUAAUUGGUAGAUGCUGCCAUCGGAGGUCUGAGUUUUUUCCUUUAUAUAGUUUUAGUUCUAGCUAAGCAAUUCUUUAUGGCGAUUGGCCAUGCUUAUGUCGCCAUCAAUUUUUUGGGAAGAUUUCUUUUUUAGUUUAAACCUCUCAACAAAACUCAGGUACGGAGCUAAGGUUGUGUAUAUACAGUCCUCUUAUUGGAUCCUGAUUCUGUUAUUGGAUCUUGUUCUGGUAUAGUUGAUAGAAACCCGGUUUUCUUUG
Messenger RNA from Erigeron canadensis, 4416 nucleotides. Its product is annotated as RNA polymerase II C-terminal domain phosphatase-like 1. The transcript has 18 exons. Lineage: Eukaryota; Viridiplantae; Streptophyta; Magnoliopsida; Asterales; Asteraceae. Gene Ontology annotation, molecular function: RNA polymerase II CTD heptapeptide repeat phosphatase activity. The coding region runs from base 511 to 3558 and encodes 1015 amino acids. The record is from RefSeq and is a predicted model, not a curated record.